Messenger RNA from Tachyglossus aculeatus (Australian echidna), 601 nucleotides. RefSeq names its product protein mago nashi homolog. The record is from RefSeq and is a predicted model, not a curated record. Gene Ontology annotation, cellular component: catalytic step 2 spliceosome; nucleus; exon-exon junction complex. The transcript has 5 exons. Gene Ontology annotation, biological process: RNA splicing. The coding region runs from base 94 to 534 and encodes 146 amino acids. Lineage: Eukaryota; Metazoa; Chordata; Mammalia; Monotremata; Tachyglossidae.
GUCCGUCCGUCAGGCAGGUGGGCGGGCGUUGCGGUGAGGCGGGGGUCCGUCCGUCCGUCCGUCCGUCAGCCCGGUUUGUUCCCGGGGUCCGGCAUGGCGAGCGACUUCUACCUGCGCUACUACGUGGGACACAAGGGCAAGUUUGGGCACGAGUUCCUGGAAUUCGAGUUCCGGCCGGACGGGAAGUUGAGAUACGCCAACAACAGUAAUUACAAAAAUGAUGUCAUGAUCAGAAAAGAGGCUUAUGUACACAAGAGUGUGAUGGAGGAACUGAAAAGAAUCAUCGACGACAGCGAGAUCACAAAAGAAGACGAUGCUUUGUGGCCUCCCCCGGACAGAGUCGGCCGGCAGGAACUAGAGAUUGUCAUCGGCGACGAACACAUUUCCUUCACCACGUCUAAAAUCGGCUCCCUUAUUGAUGUGAAUCAGUCCAAGGAUCCCGAAGGCUUACGGGUAUUCUACUACCUGGUUCAAGACCUCAAGUGUUUGGUGUUCAGUCUCAUUGGAUUACACUUCAAGAUCAAGCCCAUUUAGACUGUUGGCUUUGAAACUGGGUGUGGGGGGCUUUUAUGUUUAUCAAGAACUUUUUUUUACCACUCUG